Sporothrix brasiliensis 5110 is the source of this 2145-nucleotide messenger RNA. RefSeq lists its product as uncharacterized. NCBI's taxonomy places the organism in Eukaryota, Fungi, Ascomycota, Sordariomycetes, Ophiostomatales, Ophiostomataceae. The record is from RefSeq and is a predicted model, not a curated record. Gene Ontology annotation, cellular component: GATOR1 complex. The transcript has 3 exons. Bases 1 to 2145 code for a protein of 714 amino acids. Gene Ontology annotation, biological process: positive regulation of autophagy; cellular response to amino acid starvation; negative regulation of TORC1 signaling.
AUGGGCGUGGCGCUCGUAAUCAAUCGGAAUCGUGAAGGGCCGCGCUUCGUCUUUCACUACCCCAGCAUCAUCACCCCACCGCAAGACUCACAGCACCGCAAGGAACUCAGCAAUGAGGAGGUCGACGAUGAUGACAUUUUUGUUGAGUCGACUGCCGCACACGCGAGAGCGGCACUCGGUGGGUCCCGGGACUUUAUGCCCAACCCGAGUGAGCUGGCGCGCUGGAACCAUGACGACCACCUCGUGGCCGACAAUGGCACGCAGUUUGUGCCAUGGGAGUAUGUUGUCGGGCUGCCGACCAAGGCCCUGGAGGGCAUCUUGACGCCACCGCGUGCAUUCCACAAAAAGCGCUUCCAGAUGUCUCUUGACUCGGUGACGUACAUCUCGUACCCGGUGCACGUCCCAAGCAACGGCGUGUGGGCGCGCCGGCGAAACGCAACGGAUAAGAACAACGGCAAAGCCAAGGACAAGGCGGCAACGACGCGCGGAGCCUCGACUGGGCGUACUGGCGAGACGUCCGCCGGCGGUGCUGCCCCAGCGACGCAGGGCAAAGACAAGGAAGAGAAAGUCAGUUCGAUGACCAUGUUCACCUUGGUAUUCAUCAUGAGCCCCAAGCGUCACGAAGCGAACGAGUUGCUGGACACCAUGUAUACGCAUGUCGUUCGGGAGGUCAACAAAGUGUACAAGUAUUGCCAGGAGAGCGGAGACUUUAUCUGGCAAGAGUGCAAGAAAAUCAUACAGCUCAAAGACCACGCACGGGAAGACAGAGUAAAGAUGAGUGUUUUGUGGAAAGACAUUCUGGCAGUAUCAUCGCUGGCGGCGUCCAUGAGGGACACCUACGAGGCGAUCUCCCGCAACCGGAUUGCCGUUCUGGAACUCAACCUGAGCAAGGGAUCCGUCGGGCAUUCUAUCCAGAUUCCGAUGCCAUUCUUCGCUAGCGAUAUACAGCCCCAGGCAGGCGAUUCCUUAAAAAAUCUCUGGCUCACCACAGCCAACAAUGUCUCGCGGCACGAAACGCUGGACGGCGUGCCAGCCUUUGACAAGUGCUUCGCCCUGCUUCUCACGGAUGACGACGAGACAAAGAUUAUCGCGGAGCUCGAAGCCCGCGGAGAUAAGGCUGCUGCGACUAUGAUCGAACUUGUCAAGGCUUCGAAGCCGACUCUAUCCCUAUCGUCGGCCCCUCGACCGUAUAAAUCAUUUUGCCCUACAAAGAGCCUGCGUCCGGCGUAUUUGCGGAUCUUGGCAUGGCUGAUUCGCGGCGGCUGGGUCUGCCAGUUGUGCACAUUCGCCUACGUCGUUGUCUGGCCCGAAAUCCAAUAUGAGGUCGAGUACAACCUCGAGGCCGAGGACCUCGCACGCAUCAAGCAAAAGCAGCAGCAAAAGAUGAGAGACGGUGGCAGGGGCAAUAUUCAAUCCUCCCGCACAUCCUUGUCCCGUGGUCUGAGCAGUAGCAAUCUUUACCAGGAGAAGGAACACCGGAGGCAACAACACUACGCAGGAGACGAUUCGGACGACGGCGAAGAGGGCGACGUUGGCGAGAUUGGCGGCUUGUCGGAAAUGUCUGGCACGAUGUCGUCGAUGCCGUCCUCGGCGCGCCACGACCGCGACCGUGCUAAGCAUGGUGGGAAGUCAGCUGCCGAGCAUGCCGCCGAGCGAGCGCGGCGCCAGCGCAUGGCCGAAAAGGCGGCGCAUAGCCUGGCUGAGCGGGCCACGGUCCACGCGCGCAAGCCAGUGCCCAAGCGGACAAGCCACCCGUCAAUCAACAAUGCACCGCAUCUCGCAGGCAUCCAGCCAUACGUAAUUAUGGAUGCGAGCAAGCCGACGGGCAAAGAGAGUCUGUUCCUGAGCGCCAUUGAGCGCAACCUGCGUGCGUGCCGUGCCACACCCCCACCUGCAAGCAAGAAAGACGUGGCGGCACAACACGAAGGCCCGCGGAUUCGCUAUCCCACGAGCGGCAACGGCCCGGUGGACGAGACAACGGCGUGGAACGAGCGUGUCGCCGAGAUGUGGCCCGUCUUUUGGAAACACCUCAACGGCCAUUCGGCGCUGGAGCGUAUUGCGCUACUCGAAGAUAUGAAGAGGAAGGAUGUCUGGAAUCUGUUGUCGUCUAUGAGCGAGUACCUACUUUGUGUACGGCACUGGUGA